Toxotes jaculatrix (banded archerfish) is the source of this 1950-nucleotide messenger RNA. RefSeq names its product cyclin-G2-like. The transcript is spliced from 8 exons. Gene Ontology annotation, biological process: mitotic cell cycle phase transition; regulation of cyclin-dependent protein serine/threonine kinase activity. The coding region runs from base 174 to 1178 and encodes 334 amino acids. Gene Ontology annotation, molecular function: cyclin-dependent protein serine/threonine kinase regulator activity. NCBI's taxonomy places the organism in Eukaryota, Metazoa, Chordata, Actinopteri, Toxotidae. Gene Ontology annotation, cellular component: cyclin-dependent protein kinase holoenzyme complex; cytoplasm; nucleus. The record is from RefSeq and is a predicted model, not a curated record.
GGAGGUUGUUUGUUUAUUCAGGGCGGACCCUCUCUUUUCAGCGGGGAUUAAGGAUCUUGUUUUACACAUUCGCCGCCCAUCAUCUGAGUCAAAAUGGAAACAUGAAGAACUGAGAAGUGUGAUUAAGCUGCAGCGCUGUUAUUAUCCUGCACAUCGGCGGCUUCUGGGCAAGGAUGAGGGAUCUUCAAGCCAUUGACAGCUUGCUCUUGAAAGAGCUGAAGUCAUGUUGUGCGAAAGAGUACAACUUUCUUCCCAGAGAGACUGGCCUGAAGCUGAUGGAGUCUGCUUCCACAGAGAAUCACAGUGGAGUGUCUGCAAAAUGCAGAGACACCAGAGUGGAGGAACUGUGGGGCCUGACCAGUUUCUUUGGCUACAGCACCCAGACUUUUGUCCAAGCUGUCAAUUUGCUUGACAGAUUCCUCGCCAUUAUGAAGGUGCAGCCCAAACACUUGCCCUGUAUUGGAGUCUGCUGUCUUCACAUUGCAGCCAAAAUGAUGGAGGACAAGAGCAAUGUCUCACCCACCCAUGAACUCAUUCGCAUCAGCCAAAGCAAGUUCACUGUGUCAGACCUCUGUCGUAUGGAGAAGAUCAUCUCAGAGAAGCUCAGCGUGGAGCUCGAAGCAGUGACAGCCUUAACCUUUCUACGCCUCUACUACUCGGCCUUCAAAUCUCUGUCCGCUGGAAGGGAGGAGAUCCCAAGCAUUGGGAGACUGGAAGCCCAGCUAAAAGCCUGCUUAUGCCGGCUUGUUUUCUCUAAAGCAAAACCAUCAGUGCUGGCACUGUCACUCAUUGCUCAGGAGUUUGAAACCCUCCAGUCCAUCACUUUGAUGAAGAUUGUCCAGCAAUUCAAAAGACAUCUAAAGAUCAGUGACAGUGAGCUGCUCCACUGGAAGGAACUUGUGGCCAAGUGCAUGACAGAGUACCGCUCGAGCGAAUGUAACAAGCCAGACAACAAAAAGCUGGUUUGGAUUGUGUCCAGGAGAACAGCACAGAAUCUUCAGGCCAAUCACUUCAGUGUCCCUGGUCUGCCAACUAUUCCUGAGGGGAGCUGGGAUGAGAGUGAGAGUGAGGACUCCUGUGAGGACAUGAGCUGUGGAGAAGACAGUCCAUGCGGCUCGCCAGGAAGUGACGGUGAAGGAGCCUUCUUCCCCUCCGUCUUUCUCAAAUGCAGAAAGUGAUGAGUUCUCAUUGUGCAGUAGUGCUGGAUGUGUGUUUGUCCCCUGAAUUGUAGCUGAUUUAAGGUGGUCACCAUGUUUCAGAGCAAACCUGUGUUUCACUUGUCAUAUAUGUAAUGCGUGUGCCAAGUGACAGGUUUCAAUCAUUAAGUGCCUGUGUUUACUCAGUUUAUUGUCGGUUUCUUUAAUGUUAAAAAAACAUAUCAUAACAAUGCAAAAUGGAAAAUUGCAAUAUCUUGGCAGCUUGAUGGCAAUACAUCUGAAUGUCUUUUUCUAACAUUUAUCUCGGAGUUGUUUGUGUCCAAGCUCGACACAUUCCAGGAAAAAUAGUGAAGCACAAGGAAGAACUUGAUGGAUGUCAGUUAUGAGGUACACUUACUGUUGAAUACCAGCUCACACACUAGCACAUCCUCAGUCUUUUUUUUACAACAGUUUUUUAUACUCAGUGCCGUACACGCAUACAGUAUUCUGCAAAUGUAUGUUUAUUUACAUACCUAUACAAUUCUAAUGUGACAUAUACAACAUUGUAGUGUUAAAAUAUCAGACUGUAUAUGCAUGGAUACACGGAAAUUUGUGAUUAUGAAUGGAUGUUUGUGUUUACCAAGAUAAGCUUACUGUAAAAAAAAAAGUUUAAAAAAAUGUACAUAAGAUGUAAAAAAGAAGAAAAAAUGUUAUGAUUUGUGAACAUGACAUAAUGUGUGUUGUAUUUGGAUAUAAUAUGGAAUAUGUUGGAAGGGUCAGAAAUAAUCCUUCCAAAUAAAGUAGUUUUUAUCUA